Oncorhynchus mykiss (rainbow trout) is the source of this 3981-nucleotide messenger RNA. RefSeq names its product ankyrin repeat domain-containing protein 6. The record is from RefSeq and is a predicted model, not a curated record. Gene Ontology annotation, molecular function: protein binding. Gene Ontology annotation, cellular component: cytoplasm. Lineage: Eukaryota; Metazoa; Chordata; Actinopteri; Salmoniformes; Salmonidae.
CUUUCUAGUAGGAAAUAAAGUGACAGGCCAGUGAGAGGGUUGCUGUCCCAUAGGGUGGCGCCGGGUGCAGAACCGAUGGACUGCUUCUCUUCCCAAAUAGUGGGAUUGUAUCAGCGCUCCUUCAUUUCACCUCAUUAACAGAGGCUGUCACAAGAUCUAUUGAUAUGCAAAUUGGACAGGGCGGGUGGUAGUGUGAAGACAAGCUCGGAUUGAGUUUACUUGGGAGUUGGGUCUCAGUGCGCGUAGCUCCCGUCCCAUCUGUUUUUACUUUCUGCCUGGAUAAACUACGGAGCCAUCGACAGUCCCCUCAAGCUUCUUGUUGUCUUUCAAUGUAAAUAGCCCGCACCGCUUCUCGUGCUUCGAAUCGGGUUUAUCUUCCAAGGAUUUGUAAUCGGACGGAGAGUUCGUCUGGCGAAUUACGCGCGGAACAUUUUGGCGCUGAGGAUGACAUGAGGGAGCCAACCUGGGAGUGUCCGGAGGUCCGAGCCCUCUCUCUUCUCCUUCUCUCCUCCUCUCUUUCUGCCCACUACCUGUGUGUGUGUGACGGUCAUGACUUAGGGUUGGUGUGAGCCCACCCUCCCUUCCUUGGAGCACUGCGUCUUGGAGACAGUGCUUCACUCGCCCUGCUUACAUGAGCCAGCAGGACGCGGCUGCGGUCCUCGCACUCUCCGAGCGCCUCCUGGUAGCCUCGCACAAGGGCCAGGCCGACAAUGUGGUCCAGCUCAUCAACAAAGGUGCAAAAGUAGCCGUCACCAAGUACGGCAGAAGUCCCCUGCAUCUGGCCUCCUAUAAGGGCCACACCGAGGUUGUGCGCAUUCUCCUGAAGGCUGACUGCGAUCUGGACAUCCAGGACGAUGGUGAGCAGACAGCCUUACAUCGGGCAGCCGUGGUAGGAAACAGUGAUGUUAUCUCUGCCCUCAUCCAGGAAGGGUGUGCUCUGGACAGACAGGACAAGGACGGUAACACUGCUUUGCAUGAGGUCUCGUGGCACGGCUUCAGCCAGUCUGUCAAACUGCUGGUCAAGGCCGGAGCCAACGUUCACUCAAAAAACAAGGCAGGGAACACAGCCCUCCACCUGGCCUGUCAGAACGGCCAUGCUCAGAGCUCCAAGGUCCUGCUGUUAGGUGGCUCCAGGCCCGACAGCAAGAACCAUGUGGGUGACACGUGUCUGCAUGUGGCGGCCCGUUACAACCAUGUGUCCAUGCUCCGCAUCCUCCUGGGAGCCUUCUGUUCCGUGGGAGAGAAGAACCAGGCUGGGGACACACCGCUGCAUGUUGCAGCAGCGCUGAAUCAUAAGAAAACGGUGCGUCUUCUGCUAGAAGCUGGAACAGAGAGCAGCAUCCGCAACAAUGCAGGCCAGACUGCAUUGGACCAGGCCAGAGACCACAACAACCCAGACAUAGCUCUGCUUCUGACCAAAGCACCUCAGGUCCAGAGCUUCACCCGAGGCAGGAUUGUGAGGAAGAGGAGGGACAAGCUGAAGGCUGAGCGCCGAGCACAGUCUGUGCCCAGGGAUGAGAUGCUCCCCAGGAAGGACAGUGCAUCUGCUGCUGACGACACCCACAGCAGCGACCUCGUCGCCCGCAAACACGAGGUGGUCGGGGCGAGCGCCGGCAAGAGCACAAACAGGAAGCUCAAAGAGAAGCCCUCGCUCUCCGACCCCCUCCGCCGGAGAGAGAACAAACACGGAAAGAAGAGGCGGGGCCAACUGCGUGGCUCCUCCCCCCAGCCCCCGCCUCACAACUACAAGGCCUAUCAGCUGUACACUCUGUACCGCGGCAAGGAUGGCAAGAUCAUGCAGGCGCCUAUCAAUGGCUGCCGCUGUGAGCCUUUGAUCAUCAAGCUGGAGAACCAGCUGGAGGCCACCAAGGAGGAGAUGAAGACAGAGAUCCACACGGUGCAGGACCUGAUGAACAACAAGAUGGGACAGUUGGACCGCAAGAACAAACAUCAGAUCCGUGCCCUAGAUAAGAUGACAGUAGAGAGAGUUUCAGCGGAGAGGACAGAGUGCCAACACAGGAUCGACCAGAGGGCCAUGCAGGAGAGACAGGAGGGGGAGAAGAGACAGCAGGCAUCAGUGGUGAGCGAGCUGAAAAACUGGUGCCUGGCCAAGCUCCAGAACAUUGAGGUGCUUGUCACUGGAGACCCCCGCAACGCCAAGCUGCGUCAGUCCUCGUCCAUGGCUGAAGGCCUGUGUGCGAUGGCCCCUGGGAGCCUCACUGUGUUGCCUGCAGGAGGGCCUGGGUGCAGAGUCGAGUGUCUGGCCCCCCACACCACUGACCUCACCGAGGGAGACCCCAACGCGGCCGCCACAGAGGACCCCUCAGCCAAUCACAACUUUGGGGUUCAGGUGGACAGCUCUCCAGACGGUGGUAAACAUCACAAGCGAGAAAAGAUCUCCUCCCCAACUGCCGCUAAGUCCCUGUCCCCAUCUCCCCAAGUGGUGCGGCCCAAGGAACGCUCGCUGUGUUCUACUGACCCCCGCAGGCCAUACCAGGGACUGCAGGACAUGGCACUGCUGGAUUUGGCACCGAGCAGAGGCGGCAACAACCAGCGGGCCAGCAGCCUGUCCCCAGCCACCGAGCGCCGCUGCAGCACCAGGCAGGACAAGGACUGCGACAGGGAGAGGGAUAGAGACAGGGAGCGGGGCAGGGACAAGGGCAAGCACCACAAGAGGCACUCCCAGGGCAGAACUAAGGCCAAGGGGGCCUCGGUGGUGCAGGCCGAGGGGACUCAGACUCUGGGGGUGUUUGGGGAGAGAGGUGGGGGGGAGGGCUUUGCACAGGAGAGGGAGAACAUGCACGCCCUGGAGGUGACACAGUACUUCUUUGAGGCGGUGUCGACCCAGAUGGAACACUGGUAUGAGAGGAAGAUCCAGGAGGCCAGGUGGCAGGCAGACCAGAGGGCCCAGGCAGACAGGGCUGCCCUGGUGGAGAGGAUCACCUACCUGGAGGACGAGCUACGCACGCUCAGGACUAACAGGCACGACGACAGCUAACACAGGGACACCAUUGCAGAGUAUAGAGCUACACCUUCAGAACAGCAAAAAAAUCAUAAUCUGAGCUCAUUACAGAGCAACUGGACCCACCGACCCAAAAAAUUGUCAUUGACUGAAUUUAGCAUGUUUAAUACUUUUGGUAAAUAAUGUCAUGCAACAGUAGAAAAUCAUCUGUAUAGUAACUUAUUUUAAGGGCAUGUUAUGGCAUGCCAGACUAUUCAGUAUAAUGUGGUCUUGUUAUUAAUUUGUUUUGGGUAGCUCCUGUGUUUGUGCUUUGUAAAAACCCCUAGUAGAUUUACUGAGUUAUUUAUAAUGUAUUAUGUCAUGGGGCCAUCACAGAGCUGGUACGCACACACACCUGGGCACAAUGUCACGCUGUCAUUAAGUCAACAUGCCAAUACUCCAGUGCUUUUUAUCCUGUGAUCUGAAAGCCUGUUAUGUGAAAGAGUCUGGAGGUUUGCUUGUGGAAAAUGUGGGUCAUAUUUUUCUUGUGACGUUCUUAAUGUGUAUUCAAUAAGAGAGUAGAGAAAGACAAAUGCAGACAGAGGAAAUAGUUGAGGUAACCAGGAUGCUUAAAAUAUCAGUAGAAUACGCUACUGCAAGCUUUCAUACAGAUAUGUGACUUACAAGGGUAACAGAACUCAAGAGAACACAGCCAAACUGGCAAUGUCUUAACUAUUAAGAAAACGUUAUUAUUCAUAACCUUUACUCCAACCCACUAAUGUAUGUCUCUUUAAAUGGUAAAAACCAUAACACCCUACCGCUUGUCCUUAGCACUAAAAUGAGGUACUGUUAAGAAGAACCUGUUUGCAUGGUGGAAAGUCUGUUUUUAAUCUUCUGAAAUAGACCUGUGCAAACAGUGUAUUAGUUAGUGCUCAUGUGUGACAUUUGUCCUGUUCAGGUGUGAGGUCGUGUACAUUGAUGCCUUUGUUGAUGAUAUGAACACACAUUCUGUGUAGUAAAAUAGAUAUCAAAUUGAUUUU